Messenger RNA from Spirometra erinaceieuropaei, 1387 nucleotides. The record is from the annotation of a GenBank genome assembly. Lineage: Eukaryota; Metazoa; Platyhelminthes; Cestoda; Diphyllobothriidea; Diphyllobothriidae.
AUGAACUCGAACGCUGAUACAGCCAACCAGGAAGACGCCAUACCGACUGAUGAGGAUAUUGAUGCGUUCAACGCCGGCUGCAUAGAUGAUCACGAUGAUGUUGAUGCCGUCAAACGGGAGGGAGCUGCCGCAGGUACCAUUUUAUUUUCGCACUUGUAGUGCCUACUUUUAUGGGAUUUUUACGUAUGCUGUGAUUCUUUGUUGUUUUUACGAAGAAUGUUUUAUUAAAAUAUCCGUCGCUGUUGCAUUAAUCCUGAACUUCUUAAACUGCCUGACGAAAAUCUGAAGUGGCCGAUCUUGCAGUAGCUAGAUCUCACCCUUGUAUAUUUAACUUUAGAACAAAGCUUAAGGCCAUAAUGUCUUAGAAAGGCAGUUGUUAAAUCUGGACGUGGUUGGCAGAUGAACAGCAUCUUUUUGCAGUGAUAUCAUGUUGGCAUUUUUGGAAUAAUGGGAAUCACUUUCAAAAGUGUUCUUUGUUUUUUUAUGUUAACGACACAAGUAACUAGUGAUUUUUCCAUUAAAUCUUCAGGGCCAUCAACUGACCCAUGCGACUCGGAUGCUGCCAAAGAGAAAUCGGAAGAGGAGAUGAGAGCCCGUGCAAUAGCCAAAUGCCCUACUGAUCAUAUUGUUCUUCGGCUCCAGUAUCUUGACGAUCGUGUUCGCUAUGUACAUGCUCCUGAGAAUAUGCCAGUCAUGUAUUUCAAAAGGUAACUCGUACUCAUGAAGCAUUGAGAUUUCGAACUACAGUUGCCAUUUUUUGGGUUUUCAAGCUCGAAUUUGCCCUUGGCAAGAUGCUAAUAUGCUUCUAUUUUCGCAACAGAAAAUCUAGAACUUCCAUAUUUCAUCUUCCAGGAAAUUUUUCUCCGAGGAAAUACUCAACCAGAACAAGAACGUUCGACUUAUCUUCCAGGGACGAGAGCUAGCGAAUCGCGAACAGACUUCGGGAACCAUGUCUGCCCCCAUUCCAGAAGAUUCUGUUGAUCCUUCACUGCGUCGGCUAUGUGAUUACGGCGUCAGGAACAAUUCAACUAUCCAUUGUCUUGUCAGUGACAUGCCGGCCAACCGGUCGUCGCCAGCAUUUGCGCGCGAUCGCGAACCCACAACCCGUUUCGUGGGAAAUACGAGCAGUGUGGACGUUGAUUUCGGCUCUUACUUUAUGAUGCCCCUCUUUGCCUUCCUUAUCGGCGUUACCUGGAUUUUCCGCUUUAUAUUCCGCCAGUACUUCAGUUUUCUUUCCACCACAGCCUUAAUACUACUUUCCGGUCUGUUUUGCGGCGCAGCCUGGUCGGUUUCUCGAGGAGCCAGACCUGUUCGGCACGUAGAACCCGCUGCAGGUGAUGCGACCGCGAGGAACGCACGCGCGGCGCCCCCAAGGGCGGUCGGCUGA